UUUCCACUCCGUACAUAUGUGCAAAGCUCGUGCAUCACUUCAUUUACAGCCUCGGACUGCAGAUCUCUUCGUGACGCAACACAGAGAGAACUGGAGAGCGAGAGAGGGGAAGGGUAAAGAUGUUCCUGCGGCGUAUUCUCACUGGGGGAAUGGGAUCGAUGUUGAUGGCGAAGGUGAAGGAGACGACGGGAAUCGUGGGGCUUGAGGUUGUGCCUAACGCCCGAGAGGUGUUGAUAUCGCUAUACACUCGAACGCUGAAGGAGAUCCAGGCCGUGCCGGAGGAUGAAGGAUACCGCAAGGCCGUUGAAAGCUUCACCAGCCACCGCCUCAAAGUCUGCCAGGAGGAGGUGGACUGGGAGCUGAUUGAGAAGCGUAUCGGAUGCGGACAGGUCGAGGAACUUAUUGAGGAGGCCCAGGACGAGCUGAAGCUCAUCGCCAAGAUGAUUGAAUGGGAUCCUUGGGGUGUACCUGAUGAUUAUGAAUGCGAAGUCAUCGAAGAUGACACUCCUAUUCCCAAACACGUUCCUCAGCACCGACCGCCGCCACUUCCUGAAGAGUUCUUCAAGACGCUGGAAGCUGUUCAAUCGAAACCUGCUGCAAAGAACGAGCAGCCAUCCGAUCAGCAGAAGUCGUGAACUAUGCUUAGAACUUUGCAAUAUGCUUUGGAUUUGAAUUUCUGAUAUUUCUUUCUGUUUUCUGUUCUUUUUGUGUUGUUAAUUAAUAAUGUGUGAGGUUCCACCUAAGUGAUGUUAUGCAAGAACCUGUCUGUUGAAAGAAAUUUGUUUCAUCUCCAGGUUUGUGAAUGAUUGGAGAGGGAUUAUGGAGAGUUGGUUUACCAAGAAUUUUAUUGAACUCUUUUGAAUAGAAACAG
This is a messenger RNA of Phalaenopsis equestris, 871 nucleotides long. RefSeq names its product probable NADH dehydrogenase [ubiquinone] 1 alpha subcomplex subunit 5, mitochondrial. Bases 120 to 635 code for a protein of 171 amino acids. The record is from RefSeq and is a predicted model, not a curated record. The transcript is spliced from 2 exons. Gene Ontology annotation, biological process: respiratory electron transport chain. NCBI's taxonomy places the organism in Eukaryota, Viridiplantae, Streptophyta, Magnoliopsida, Asparagales, Orchidaceae.